GGGGAGCGGGGCUUCUCUUGCUCCUGACGCCAAACGACCGGCUCCUCUCCUUCUCAACUGGGGAAGACCGCCGAAUCGGGGGGAAUCGACGCGCAUCCACCUCCGGCGCCGCCAUGCUGCUCCUCCGCAGCCACCUCCUCCCUCUCCACCGCGCGGCCUCCGCGCUCCCUUCCCCCAUCUACCAUCGCGCCUGGCUCCUCUCCACCUCCACCUCGGCCUCCACCGCACCGUUCUCCCUCGAGGACUACCUCGUCGCCGCCUGCGGCCUCCACCCAGCUCAAGCCCUCAAGACGGCUAAGAAGGCGUUCGAUCAAGCAUCCAAACAUUGUAACAAGAGGGCAUUCGAGGAGAUUUGCUGGUCCCGCCUCAAAUCUGCUUCCAACCCCGACGCCGUCAUUGCCCUGCUCUCCGGAGUCGGCCUCUCCAGCGCCGACAUCGCCAAAGUCGUCGUCACGGACCCGCUGCUCCUCCGCGCCUCGCCCAAGAAUAUCGGCCCCCGCCUUCAUGCUCUCCGUGACCGCCUCGGUCUGCCCACUCCCCAGAUCGCUCGCUUCCUCGGGGUCGGCUCACGCGCCCUCCGCACCUGCGACGUCGGUCCAAAGCUCGAGUUCUUCAUCUCCUUCUUCGGUUCAUUUGAACAGCUCCUCGCGAUCAUAAAGAAGAGUGACCGCAUUCUACAGGUGGAUGUUGAAAGGGUUAUCAAGCCUAAUAUCGCGCUGCUUCGUCAGUGGGGCUUAAGUGUUCGAGAUAUUGCCCAGGUGUGUUCACAAAACUCGUGGCUGCUUACCUAUAGGCUGGACCACGUCAAGGAGUUAUUGUUGCGCGCGGAAGAGCUUGGAGUGCCUCGCAGCUCGCGAAUGUUCAAGUAUGCAGUGUCAGUCGUCUCAAAUAUCACCAAAGAAAAGGCUGCUUCCAAGCUUAAGUUUUUGAAGAGUACUCUUGGUUGCUCCGAGAGUGAAAUUGCAAUUGCAGUGCCCAAGAUACCAAGUAUUCUAGCAUUGUCUGAGGAGCUCCUUCUCCGCAAGAUUCAGUUCUUGAUCAAAGAGGUUGGAAUGAAACCUCAGCACAUUGUUGAAAGGCCUGUCCUGUUAGCACACAGCCUGGAGAAGCGGCUAGUGCCCCGGCAUUGUGUCAUGAAGUUUCUGCAGGCAAAGGGAUUGCUGAGUAGUAAAAUGGGCUUUUACUCACUCGCUCAAAUUGGAGAGAAGACUUUCAAAUUGAAGUACAUCGACUCUCACAAGGACUCUGUUCCUGGGCUUGCAGAUGCUUAUGCUGCAGCUAGUGCUGGUGUUGUGCCCUCUGGAAUUAAUUUUGAACAUCUUAAAAUAUUCCAAUCCUUUUUGUUCGAUGGUGCAAGUGCAACUCACGCUCAUUAGCAGCUGGCGAUGGUGCAGGCAUUCUCAAUUCUUCUUUCUGCGGUAGAACAACUGGUGACCUAUGACUGCUCAUCGUCCAUGUUUAAGUUAUGGUUGUCUAUUAUUCUGUCAAAGAGCUGAUUGGCUUAUUCUGGAGCCUUACUGCACGUGUUUGUUAGUUGCUUAUUCUGUAUAGCGCAUGGCUGAAGAUUAUCCUUAACUGAGGUGUUCAUCUUUGGAUAGGCCCUUGUCCUAGCACCUGAUCUAGCUGGAAUUUGUUAGCACUGGUUUUCCCUUUUUCUCUAACCGUGUUUGCUCAAUAUGUUUCAUCUCUACUGACAUUUUAUAGCGCUCACUGAUACAUAUUUGUUCCCUAGUU
Panicum virgatum (switchgrass) is the source of this 1734-nucleotide messenger RNA. Its product is annotated as transcription termination factor MTERF15, mitochondrial-like. Gene Ontology annotation, molecular function: double-stranded DNA binding. Lineage: Eukaryota; Viridiplantae; Streptophyta; Magnoliopsida; Poales; Poaceae. Gene Ontology annotation, biological process: chloroplast organization; regulation of DNA-templated transcription. The transcript has a single exon. The record is from RefSeq and is a predicted model, not a curated record. The coding region runs from base 114 to 1376 and encodes 420 amino acids. Gene Ontology annotation, cellular component: chloroplast.